AUGAAUAGAGUUACGCAUUUAAGUGAACGCGAAGCUGAAAGAAUAACCGAGUUAGUUGGACAGGGACAAAGUUAUCGUGAAGUGGCAAAUCUGUUUGGCGUACACCACACAACCAUUGUCAGAUUGAUGCAAAUUUUUCGAGAGACCGGUUCACAUUCUAGGAGCCCUGGACAAGGACGUCCUUCAAUUUUAACUCCUCGAGAUGAACGUUUUUUGCAAUUAAAUUCAUUAAGAAAUCGGUCAAUGGCAAGUGUCGAGCUCAACACCCUUUUACUAGAAGUCCGAAAUGUAAAUAUCUCUGAUAGAUCAAUAAGAAGACACCUUCAGAUUGCUGGUCUACACAACAAAAAAGCUCUCCACGUACCUUUGCUAACCAGGCGGCAUCGUGUUGCUGGACUAAGAUUUGCAAAGCAACAUUUAGAUUGA
Messenger RNA from Diorhabda sublineata, 426 nucleotides. RefSeq lists its product as uncharacterized. The record is from RefSeq and is a predicted model, not a curated record. Bases 1 to 426 code for a protein of 141 amino acids. Gene Ontology annotation, biological process: DNA transposition; DNA integration. The transcript has a single exon. Gene Ontology annotation, molecular function: DNA binding. NCBI's taxonomy places the organism in Eukaryota, Metazoa, Arthropoda, Insecta, Coleoptera, Chrysomelidae.